Molecule: messenger RNA, 2303 nt
Organism: Sorex araneus (European shrew)
Lineage: Eukaryota; Metazoa; Chordata; Mammalia; Eulipotyphla; Soricidae
Gene: NR0B1
Product: nuclear receptor subfamily 0 group B member 1
Exons: 2
Coding region: 46-1653 (535 amino acids)
Biological process (GO): negative regulation of transcription by RNA polymerase II
Cellular component (GO): nucleus; cytoplasm
Molecular function (GO): transcription factor binding; transcription corepressor activity
Source: RefSeq, a predicted model, not a curated record
CAGCGGCCAGCGGCGCGGCGGCGGGCACAGCGAGCCAAGCGAGCCAUGGCAGGCGAGGAGCGCGAGUGGCGGAGCAGCAUCCUCUACAACAUGCUGCGGGGCUCCAAGCCCAAGCGCGAGGCUCGCGACGGCGACGGCGACGACCACGACGACGCCGACGAGCCCGGCGAGCGGCCCGAGAGCACUUGCUCGGGCUGCUCCUGCCGCAACGAGGAGCCCGCGGUGGGCGCGGAGGGCUUGCGGGGCUUGCCGCCCGACGCCUUCCUGUACCGCUGCUGCGAGUGCGGCGAGCAGCACCCGCGCCAGGGCAGCAUCCUCUACAACAUGCUGCUGAGGGCCAAGGAGAUGCAGGCGGCCGCGGCGGCGGCGGCGGCCGCGGCUCCACCCGCGGAGGCGGCGGCGGCGGCGGCGUCGGAGGAGUCCCCUUCGACUUCGUCGGCUGCCACUUCUUCCGUGGUGCCCCAGGCGCGCGUCGGGGGCCCCUGCUGGGGCUGCUCCUGCGGCAGCGCCGGGCCGCCCGUGAGCCGGGAGGGACUCCGGGCCGGCCGCUCCUCGGCGCGGGUGUACCGCUGCUGCUUCUGCGGCGAGGACCACCCGCGCCAGGGCAGCAUCCUCUACAGCCUGCUCACGGGCACCGUGCAGACGCACGUGGCCCCCGUGGCGCCCCGGGCGCGGCUGGCGAGCGCGUGGUGGGGCCGCUACUACUGCGCGCAGACACCGGGCUCCCGGUACGCGCUGCCCGGCGUGCAGGCGGGGGUGCUGCUGUACCCCUGCUACUUCUGCGGGGAAGACCACACGCGCCAGGGGGGCAUCCCCUACCACCUGCCCGUGGGCGCCGCGGGGCUGCCCCUGGCGCUGGCGGGCGACCCGCAGGGUAGGCGCUGGUGGGCCCCGGCCGGCUUCGCGCCCCGCCGGGUGACUCUGCAGAGUCCACAGGUGGUGUGCGAGGCCGCGUCGGCCGCCCUGCUGAAGACCAUCCGCUUCGUCAGGUACCUGCCCUGCUUCCAGGUGCUGCCCCUGGACCAGCAGCUGGUCCUGGUGCGCAGCAGCUGGGCGCUGCUGCUCAUGCUCGAGCUGGCCCAGGACCACCUGAACUUCGAGACGGUGGAGACGCCCGAGGGCAACCUGCUGCAGAAAAUCCUCGCCGCCAGGCGGCGGGAGACCGCAGGCGACGAGCCCGAGUCCCGGGAGGAGGAGGAGGACGACGACGACGACGAUGAGGAGGAGGAGGAGGAGGAAGAGGCGGCGGCGGCGGCGGUGGCAGUAGCGGCAGCGGCGGCUGAGCGCUCGCCCUCGGCCGCCGCAGCCGAAGUCCAGACCCUCAAGGGGUUUCUCACCAAGUGCUGGAGUCUCGGAAUCAGCACCAAGGAGUACGCGUACCUCAAGGGGAUCGUGCUGUUCAACCCGGACCUGCCAGGCCUGAACUGCGUGAAAUACAUUCAGGGACUUCAUUGGGGAACGCAGCAGAUCCUCAGUGAACACAUCCAGAUGACCUACGGGGAGCACCAUCCCAGAUUCUCUGAAUUGAACAGCACCCUGUUCCUGCUGAGGUUCAUCAGCGCUGAUGUCAUUGCUGAGCUGUUCCUCAGACCCAUCAUUGGCACAGUUAGCAUGGAUGAUAUGAUUCUGGAAAUGCUCUGUGCAAAGUUAUAAAAGCCUAGGGGCCAUACCAAUGUAGUUCAUUGUGCAAAAAAUAAAUAGCGCUUUGUGUAGAAGUGUGUAGCAUAGAAUAAACUCGCGUAUUUUUACAUGCAUAGUAUUUUUGUAAGGCAUAGAGGGAGAGCUCUAGUUACAGUGAAGAAAGCCUGCGUUCUAUAUUGUUUCAUUGUAUAAGGAAAAUGUUUGCUAACAGUGAACAGCUCUAUAGAUCUCUACUGAAAAUAGGAUACGGAACUGAUAGCUAUUUUCACAAGUUUGGUGAUUCUCGUGGACUUACUAAAACAAGUUUGUAAUACUUAGUUAUAAGAAAAUGUGCAUGUUUUAACCAUUAAAUUCAUCUGAGAAACACUUCAUCAAGCUAUACCUAAGAUUUCACAAACCAUUAAAAAUCAAGCCACCAUAAGAAAAUAUAAACAUUUUCUGUAUCAUUUUCUCUGUAGGUGAUAUCAUGUUAUUUGUUAAAGUAACCCAGUGUUGGCCAGGGGUGACUGCAUUUUUCUCUUGUGUUAACUCUGCUUUGGUUCCAACUAGUACAAUCUGUGAUCAAGAAGUCACCGGAAAGUGAAAAGGUGAUUUUCCAGUUUUCUGUACACAGCAAACUUCAAUAAAGUAACAUCUCCGGAAGCUCACUGUCAUAAUGAACU